ACAAAGAUGCCCGCCAAAUCCCGCUUUGGGCGCCUCGACGCCUUCACAAAGACGGUGGAAGAUGCCAAGAUCAGAACAACCUCGGGUGGAAUAAUCACGAUUACCAGUAUACUAGUGAUACUGUAUUUGACAUGGAGCGAGUGGGCGGAUUUCCGGAGGAUCACCGUGAGACCUGAAUUGGUGGUUGACAAGGGCAGAGGCGAGAGGAUGGAAAUCGCAAUGAAUAUCACAUUCCCCCGCAUGCCAUGCGGGCUGCUUACUCUCGAUGUCAUGGAUGUCUCUGGAGAAUUGCAAAUGGGGGUAAAUCACGGCGUGAACAAGGUCCGUUUGUCGCCUGAGAGCGAGGGAAGCCGCGUUAUUGAAGUCAAGUCACUAGAUCUCCAUGCCGACGAAGCCUCCCACCUCGACCCCAAUUACUGCGGUGAAUGUUUCGGCGCCCCACCCCCCUCGAACGCCCAGAAGCCCGGUUGCUGCAACACCUGUGACGAAGUGCGUGAUGCAUACGCCUCCAUUUCUUGGUCUUUCGGGCGUGGUGAGGGAGUGGAGCAGUGUGAGCGCGAGCACUACGCCGAACACCUCGACGAGCAACGCAAGGAAGGGUGCCGUCUCGAGGGAAAUAUCAAGGUCAACAAGGUCAUUGGAAACUUCCACAUUGCGCCUGGAAAGUCGUUCUCCAACGGCGCCCUCCACGUCCACGAUCUCGACAACUACUUCAAAGAUGAGACGCACACUUUCACCCACAAAGUGAACCACCUCCGCUUCGGACCCCAACUCAGUGAGGCUGUGAUCGCGGACAUGAACAGCAAACAUGCCAAUACAGGCCCAGGAGGCUGGACCAAUCACCACAUCAACCCGCUAGACAACACCGAACAACACACCGGCGAGCAGGCUUUCAAUUUCAUGUACUUCAUCAAGGUGGUCAGCACUGCAUACUUGCCUUUGGGAUGGGAGAGCGCUUCCUCGCCGUCCAAGCACGACGAUCUUCUUGGCGCCACCAUCGACCACACCUACAAGGGCAGCGUGGAGACACAUCAAUACUCUGUGACUUCGCACAAGCGGAAUCUCAAGGGCGGAUCCGACGAAGAGGAAGGCCACAAGGAGAGGAUACACGCCCGCGGCGGCAUUCCGGGUGUCUUCUUCUCAUACGACAUCUCCCCCAUGAAGGUCGUCAACCGCGAAGAGCGAACCAAGACCUUCUCCAGCUUUCUGGUCGGCUUGUGCGCUGUCAUCGGUGGUACCCUCACCGUCGCCGCUGCCAUCGACCGUGCUCUGUACGAAGGUGCCAACAGGAUCAAGAAGAUGCAUUCUCAGUAA
Molecule: messenger RNA, 1314 nt
Organism: Periconia digitata
Lineage: Eukaryota; Fungi; Ascomycota; Dothideomycetes; Pleosporales; Periconiaceae
Source: the annotation of a GenBank genome assembly